CAUUUAACUGCCACCUACUCCCAGGCCAUCCAUUCAGCCAUGAAGUCUCUGCUCCUGGUCUUUGCAGCCCUCAGAUUCCUAGCCGAGCUGGCCUCAGCUGACCGGGGUGGAACAAGACUUGCACAGAACGACCUGGGAGAGUGCAGUCUGAUAUGCAGCUGGAACGAGUGGCUGACACUUCUGUAUGACAGGGCAUCCGCCAGUGUGAGUCCUCCAAGAGCUAAUCCAAAGGUACAUGUAGACUGGCAGAAAUGCACGGAGGGGAGAACAUCCAUGAGACAAGUUCUGCUGAAUACCUCAUGGGCAGCCAUGGAAGAUCUGCACCACUGCCUGACAGCAGAAGCACGACGAUUGCCUCUGACAUUCCUACUUUUCCCUCAAGUUCCUUUUCAGCCCAGACCCUUCGGCAGUCGUAGCUGUCAGGCUGGGUCUCUGGUCACUCUGCUCUUCUAUCCUGCCUGUCAAAGGCCUCCUCUCCCUCCAGUUCCUUCCUUUUUAUGAGGCCAUUGUGCUCUCUCCCCACUUUUAGGCACAUCCUUACACUCACAGCCAGGUCAUCAGACAAUAACCUCUUGAGCUACAUCUUCAACUCCUUUUAUUUUGAAACUAAGUUGCCCAGGUGAGACUCAAAUUUAGGAUUCUCCUGCUUCCCCUCCCAAGUGCUGGGAUUAUAGGUGUGCACCACUGUGCCUGGCUUCCUCAGAUUUCUUUACCAUCAUAAAACCAUUUCUAAUAGCAAGAGACCCUAAAUGGAUAUACAAAGACGGGAUUAUAAAUAAUGCUAUUAGUUAGUUCUAAUUCUUCUGCUUUCUUCUCUUUCUACAGUAAACACAUUAUGGGAAAGUAAAGUCAUAUUCAAACACAAGCAUGAUAAUUAUAAAUCAUAUCAUAACUUAAACUGGCUAAAUAUUUUCCAAAUUUCUACUCAUUCCCUCACUCUCUGUAAGGAAAAGCUUAGGUCCCACAGGGCAAAGUGGACACAAAUGGCCCCAAAAUGUUUAGUGGUUUAUUCAUUCAUUGUGCUAUUUCAGAAAAUUAAGACUCAACAGAGAUCCAACCUAGGAGUGCAUCAGUGGACAAAUGGAUAAAGAAAAUGUGGUAUAAACACACAAUGGAAUAUUACUCACCCAUAAAAAUAAUGAAAUCCUGUCAUUUGCAGCAACAUGGAUGGAACUAGUAGACAUUAUGUUUAAUGAAAUAAGACAGGCACAGUAAAACAAAUACGGCAUGUUCUCUCUCAUAUGUGAAAGCUAAAAUACAUGGACCUGAAUGUAGAAUGAUUACUAGAAGCUGAGGAGGAGAUCAGGGAGAUUGGAUAACAGGUACCAAAACACGGAUAGAAGGAGUAAGAUCUGGUGUCCAGCACAAUGGGAUGACUAGAGUUCACAAUAACCUAUUCUAUAUUUUAUUAAGAACUAGAAGAGAAGAGGGGUGAGGCCAGGCAUGAUGGUGCAUGCCUGUAGUCCCAGCAUUCAGGAGGCUGAAGCAGGAGGAUCACC
Molecule: messenger RNA, 1499 nt
Organism: Heterocephalus glaber (naked mole-rat)
Lineage: Eukaryota; Metazoa; Chordata; Mammalia; Rodentia; Bathyergidae
Source: RefSeq, a predicted model, not a curated record